AUGUCGGUGACCGCCUGCCAGGGCCUGGGGUUUGUGGUUUCGCUGAUCGGGUUUGCGGGCAUCAUUGCAGCCACUUGUAUGGACCAGUGGAGCACCCAGGACUUAUACAACAACCCAGUGACCGCUGUAUUCAACUACCAAGGGUUAUGGCGUUCUUGCGUCCGAGAAAGCUCUGGCUUCACCGAGUGCCGAGGCUACUUCACCCUGUUGGGGUUGCCAGCCAUGCUGCAAGCAGUACGAGCCCUGAUGAUUGUGGGCAUUGUGCUGGGAGUCUUCGGUAUCCUAGUGUCCGUCUUCGCCCUGAAGUGCAUUCGCAUUGGCAGCAUGGAUGACUCUGCCAAGGCCAAGAUGACUCUGACUUCUGGGAUCAUGUUCAUCAUCUCUGGAAUCUGUGCAAUCAUUGGUGUGUCUGUGUUUGCCAACAUGCUAGUGACCAACUUCUGGAUGUCCACAGCCAACAUGUACAGCGGCAUGGGUGGGAUGGUGCAGACCGUUCAGACCAGGUACACCUUUGGUGCAGCUCUGUUCGUGGGCUGGGUCGCUGGAGGCCUCACACUAAUUGGGGGCGUGAUGAUGUGUAUCGCUUGCCGGGGCCUGACACCAGAUGACAGCAACUUCAAAGCUGUGUCUUACCAUGCCUCUGGCCAGAAUGUGGCCUACAGGCCUGGAGGCUUUAAGGCCAGCACGGGCUUUGGGUCCAAUACCAGAAACAAGAAGAUAUACGAUGGGGGUGCCCGCACAGAAGAUGAUGAACAAUCUCAUCCUACCAAGUACGACUAUGUGUAG
Grammomys surdaster is the source of this 786-nucleotide messenger RNA. RefSeq names its product claudin 18 (gene Cldn18). The transcript is spliced from 5 exons. Gene Ontology annotation, biological process: bicellular tight junction assembly; cell adhesion. NCBI's taxonomy places the organism in Eukaryota, Metazoa, Chordata, Mammalia, Rodentia, Muridae. Gene Ontology annotation, molecular function: structural molecule activity. Bases 1 to 786 code for a protein of 261 amino acids. The record is from RefSeq and is a predicted model, not a curated record. Gene Ontology annotation, cellular component: plasma membrane; bicellular tight junction.